Cheilinus undulatus (humphead wrasse) is the source of this 12331-nucleotide messenger RNA. It is a transcript of the gene foxj3, whose product is annotated as forkhead box J3. NCBI's taxonomy places the organism in Eukaryota, Metazoa, Chordata, Actinopteri, Labriformes, Labridae. Bases 413 to 2299 code for a protein of 628 amino acids. Gene Ontology annotation, cellular component: nucleus. Gene Ontology annotation, molecular function: RNA polymerase II cis-regulatory region sequence-specific DNA binding; DNA-binding transcription factor activity, RNA polymerase II-specific. Gene Ontology annotation, biological process: regulation of transcription by RNA polymerase II. The transcript has 12 exons. The record is from RefSeq and is a predicted model, not a curated record.
GGCAAACGGGAGAAGGCGGAGAGAAGCUGAAGAGGGACGCCACGGCACCGCGGGCACACCGGCGAAGCAACGGCGGCUGUUUGCACAGGACGAUAACGUCAAGAGCGCGGGACACUCCCGGAGAGCUCCCUGUUUGCUGAAGAAGAGGUGCUGGAAGGAAGGGGAGGGGGCAGUUACUCUGAAACUACCGUCAGGAUUACCAGAGAGGCACCGUCACAGCAGCUUUCACCCAGAAGUCGACCUACAGAAGCUGAUGUCUUGAGCUGCGGGAGACUUCAACCUCAACCUGUCACCCACCCCGUUUGUUAUUCCACACCUGGUUCACUCUCCUUCCGUCGCAGAGCACCAACAGCAGCCACCACUGCCGCCUCCACCUUUUCCCCACCCCCCUCCUGCCCAGCCUGCCGUCACCAUGACGUCGGAGCUGGAGAGCAGCCUGACCUCCAUGGACUGGCUCCCUCAGCUGACCAUGCAGGCGGCCAUCCGCAAGGCGGACGCCCAAAAUGCCCACGGGCCGGGCAUGGGCAAGAAGAGUGCCCUACUUGAUGCUAACACCACGCUGGACCAGGAGGAGGUGCAGCAGCACAAAGACGGCAAGCCUCCCUACAGCUACGCCAGCCUCAUCACAUUCGCUAUCAACAGCUCGCCAAAGAAGAAGAUGACUCUGAGCGAGAUCUACCAGUGGAUCUGUGACAACUUUCCCUACUACAGGGAGGCCGGCAGCGGUUGGAAGAACUCGAUACGGCACAAUCUGUCAUUGAACAAGUGUUUUCUCAAAGUGCCUCGCUCCAAAGAUGACCCGGGAAAGGGCUCUUACUGGGCCAUCGACACAAACCCAAAGGAGGACGCCUUGCCUACACGGCCAAAGAAGAGGCCGCGGUCUGGAGAGCGGGCUUCUACGCCGUACAGCCUGGAGUCGGAGUCUUUGGGGAUGGAGUGUAUGAUCUCUGGAAGUGCCUCUCCAACGCUGGCAAUCAACACUGUGACUAACAAGGUGGCGUUAUACAACACAGACCAGGAGGGGAGUGAUAGUCCAAGAAGCAGCCUUAACAACAGCCUGUCUGAUCAGAGUCUGGCCUCCGUCAAUCUCAACAGUGUGGGCAGCGUGCACAGCUAUACAGCGGUGACCAGUCACCCAGAGCCCGUGUCCCAGUCUAUGAGCCUCCAGCAGCCCCCCCAGUCCCAGUACAACAUGCCCGACAGGGAUAAGCAGCCCCUGUUCUCUGAAUUCGAAGAUCUCAGUGCCUCCUUCCGCAGCCUUUACAAGUCUGUUUUUGAGCAGUCCUUCAGCCAGCAAGGGUUGAUGGGCAUCCCGUCAGAUUCCUCCCAGCAGACACACACCUCCUGCUCCUAUCAGCACUCUCCAAGUGGCGCCAUCAGCACUCAGAACAGCUUGUCAAACAACCAACCCAACAACCACCCCAACAGCCACUCCGCCAACAGCGGCCAGGUGCCCCUGUCCCACCCUACCCAGGCCCACCCCGGCCACGGCUCGCCCCACGCACAGCACCUCCCGCAGCACGGCGGCCCCCACAACCAACACAACCAACACAGCCAACAUGCCCAGCACAGCCAACACAGUCAGCACCCACAGCACCCCCAGCACGCCGCACACUCCCAGCACGGGCAGCACCCAUCGCAGCACCCGUCCCACGGCCAGCACCCGCAGCAGCACACGCCGCAUCCUUCCCAACACGCGCAGCACAGCCAGCACCCACAGCAACACGGACAGCAGCAUCAGAGCCUCUCCCACCAGCCCCAUCCUACCCAGCAACAGAUGGCCUGCAACACAGGUUUACUGUCUGACUGGUACCCAAAUCUGGAUGCACUGAAAGAAAGCUGUCGUAUUGCUAGCAGCUAUAACUGGGCUGAUGUUGACCUUUCUCCUUUUCAAGGAUUAAGAGACAGUAUGAGACAAGCCGAGUUGAACAAUUGGUCCCUGGAACCCACUCAGAUCGCAGACCUCUGCUCGUCCAUCAACCAGUUUUUUGCCCGCACCGGUGUAAUCCAGCCACAGGGGGCAGUGCAGCCUCCUGUUUGUCAUGGCUCCAUGCACCCCAACAAACCCAGCCAGCACCACAACACAGGAAAUCUCUACAUGGACUCGAGACAGAGCAUGUCUCUCAUGGGUCCUCCAGGAUACCCCCACAUGCCCCCCAUGAGCACCGCAGGACCCACGAUGACAGGACACCAUGCACAGAUGAACCAGCAGCACAUGAUACCUACCAGAAACUUCCAGAUGCAUCGCAUGCAGGCCGAUGACAUCCAGGACGACUUCGACUGGGACUCCAUCGUCUAACUCCCAGAAACUCCUUGUGCACACAGAAAGGGAGCGAGGAGAGGAGGUGGAAGCCAGAGGGAGCAAGGUGGAGCUAAAAGGCCACAGGAGGAGAAGGACGCUGGCGGUGGGAUGCAGAAGAACAUUCGAUGACCUCGUCGAAUGUCGGACAAAGACUUCAGAGUCCAGACAUUUUUACAAAAACAAACAUAACUAGAAAACGUUACUUUGAAGACAAUCAUAUUUAGUCGGACAUGUUUAAGUUAUCACUCAUGUACUUGUCUAGAGACAGGUAGAACACAUUCACAUCAGAAACCACACGCUCCUCAGCUCCUCAGACGGCCCUCUCCCUCUCCCGUCCCUCGCCAGCAGCCUUCCAAAGUCCGACCCCCUCUCUCCCCCCCUCCCGACCCCCUGCUCCGUAACUGUUCUGUGAUUUGAGCGACGUGUUCAGCUUGUAAUUCUUCUCGUGUUGACAUCGGCCUCAGCUGCCUCUUGGAUGAGUUUCUCUCUCUUUUUCAAAAGAAACUUAUUUUGUUUUCAUUUUGGUUUGAAAGAAACACAGGCCGCCUCUGUGAGUAACGUGAUGGUGCUCGUUGGGAGAAAGCCGGCCUCUGCUUCGGCUGCAUGGGUGGUGAAAAUAGGUUUACAAUAAGAGAGGUUUUGAACAGGGUGUUAAAUGUUUUUAUAAAUAAAAAAGGCUUGAUAUUAAACAAACCAAGAGAGAGGGGAUCACACAAAGUAUCAGUGUGAUUAGGCCCACUGCAACAGACAAGUUUUGGGAGUACAACAACCUUUUAUUUCUUUCCUUUCUUUUUGUUUGUCCGUCUCAAGCACUUCAAGAUGAGUGGAUAUGACGAGUGUGAGAAGAAAGUGAAAGCAGGGACUUUGUUUUGUCUUUUAUUUAACUGAAAGUAACCUGAGGUUUAAGUUCUCUGUGUGCAUCCUAUCAGUUCAUUAUUGAUCUUUAUCAAUUGUUAAGCUUUAUCAAUCAGAAGAAGUAACAGUACAUACCAAACAAAUUUGCAUUUUUAAGCAAAGUUCAAUGGCAAAGUUCACCAGUCUUAGAAGAGUAACUUGUUGAUCAUUGAAUCUUUCUGGACUCUGUCUCAAUCCAAUCAUGGUUUAUCCAAAACACAGGUGGAUUGUUGGAUGUGUGAGCCAAUACUCAUCAAAGAUGUUGACAAUAUGUGUAAGAUUAUUUAACUGUUGCACAAUUUCAUCACCAAAAUAUCCAAACUUAAGACUCCUGACAAGGUACUUUUUUAUUAUAAUGCACAACAAAACAUUGUGAACAUGAUUAUGAGCUGUUAAAUGUCAUUACUGAUGGUGAAGCCAAAGGAGUACUGUGGAGUCUAGUGGAUCACAUACAGCUGCUCUUAAGAUGCAUUUUCACCAAGCAUCCUGUGUUAAAAGUUAGGAGAGAUAUCAAAAUAACUCAUCGGUAUUGUCCUACUUUAUUUUGUCUUUCUGACGGGGUACCUAUCUGAUCUUAAAGAUAGGAGCUGGACUCACUGCAGUCUGUUGAUUGGUCAAAGUAACUCCACUUCCUGUUUGACAAACACAAAACAUGUCAUGUUUUGUACUCAGCUGAACAUCCUUUCUUCCUCAUUUUGUUAUUAAACUUGUUUUUACUGGAAAUGGUGAUAAACAUUUAACAAAUCAACCUUGUGGUGUGCUGGUUAGAUUGAAAUAAUGACUCAAUACAAGAUGUCAGGUUACAAGCUAUGAUGUCUUAGGCUAAUUAGCCUGUUCUAACAGCCAGCCCAGUGUUUAAUGGAUUAAAGAGCCCAAACUGAACCAAAUCGAGCCGUUUGAAUGCUGAAAGAGUGGCUUUUUACAACUGAGCCAAAUGAUCCAGAUCUUCAAAACGAGCCAGAAUUCCUCUCACUAUUUGUGAGGCUGAAUGGACCUCGCCUGGAAAUGCAAGCAAGAUCAGGGUUUGCUUGGUGAAAAUGCCCCACUGGGGUACUUUGGGUUUACUAUGCUUAAUUCAUCUUAUGAAGGGGUUGCAUGGGUACGAAUUGAAUCCAGACAAAAAAUACAAAAUACAGCUGUCUGUCAAAGGUAAUUCUUGGCACACUGUAGGAUUUGUAAACAUUAAAAUAUCUUUGUUUCACAUGGGAAAGUAGCUGUAUGUUUUUUUUGACUGAAUUCAUUCUAACCAGAGGUGGAAAAAGUACACAACUAUUGUUCUCAAGUAAAAGUAAAGUUACACUGGUUUAGUUUUUUUUCAGUAACAGUACUGGUCUAAGUAAAAGUAAAAUAUAUAAUUUACAGUUUACUUUAAGUUCUGAAGAGUAGGUACAGUAAAAUAUGAUAUUUCCUUAUUGGCAAAAAUAACAGUAGAAUUCCAACCAGGCUGUUGAAGAAUAAGCUCUAUAUGUUUUUUAGGAACUCCCAAAGUCAGAGGUGGGGGCUCUAACUCAGUGAGUAACUUCACUCAUGGUGCAAAUGCAUCUCACAUCACAAACAACUAUAAUUCACAUGAGCAAAUGAACUACAGCAGGGAACACUGUACAACAGGGAACAUUCAAAUACAUAUAAAUCACAUCUUAACACUCUACCCAUGGGCAUGAUGGGAAGCUUUGCCCACACAUCUCCCAGAUUUGAAAUUGCAAUGGGCAGAGCUUAGUUCAGUUGACUCUACAGAGUUGAACUAGCAUUGGUGGACCAGUACUGUCAAAUAACUCUGGAAAUGAAGACAGUUUCACUCAGAAUGGAGUUAAAAUCAACUCUGGCAUGUUCAACUCUGAGAUAGACAACAGCUGUUUUGGGAUGUGAUGUGGGAUCACUCUCUGGCUUUGUGCUAGUGUAGUCAACAGAGAGGGAGAAAGUUUGGGAAUAUUGUAUUCAAGUAAAAAAUACAGUUACUCCGGUUAAAACUUAAGUAGAAGUAAAAGUACUGAUUUUAAAAUGUGUUCAAAUAAGUACAAGUACUCCAAAAAAAUACUCAAUUACAGUAAUUUGAGGAAAUGUUAUUAGUAACUUUCCACCCCUUUGUGCAACGCAUGCAACCCCUCACAAUCAGUCAUAGAUCUCUUCCUCAAUGUGGAGCUUAUUUGCAAAAAAUGUAUGUUGUUUUGUCUGUCUCAUAAGCAGUUUUUUUUUCUUAAAUUAAAAGGUAAAUGUAAAGCUAGAGCAAAAAAGACUUUAGGUUGAAAUAAAGCCCUACAACAGGGAGAAACCACUAGCUUUGUUUUUGCAAAAGGUGAAAAGUGAAUAAAAUGGCCCACCAGCAGACUGAUACUUUGCUUUUCAAUCAAUGGGAUAAACUCUGUCUGCUUAAUCCACACUGUAACUGAAGCACAACAACAGCGGGAGGGGCUUUGAGGAGGGUUGUAUGAUUUAUUUUGAUCCUUAAAAAACAAGGCUAGCUGUUUCCCUUUGCUGUUUGUGCUAAGCUUAGCUUAUUGUCUUCUGAAGCUGGCUUUAUAUUUACCCAACACACUUCAGAGCUGUGGAAGAGAUCUAACAAGCCAAACAGUCCCAUUUAAACAUCUUAAUGCAACUGAAGGUAAGAGUAGAGGUUCUCAUCCAGUCUGCCCAAAGAGAAAAGAAUCUGGUGUGAAAGCUUUUAUAAUUUGAUUGAUUAAUGAUCAAUAAGAUAUGACUGAUGUUGAACUUUCCAUUUUGAAAGGUUUAAAAGGUGUUGAACUACACAAUAUUUCAGUGUGAUUCAUCCAAAUUCAUGUUUUUUUAACCUCUUGUAUAUGAAAGGGAGUUAAGAGUUGUGCACUCAGUGAUUUUUGUCACAUCUGGGUUUGAAAUUCUUAAGAUUUGAUCCGUUUUCUGUACUGCCCGGUGUUAUGCUAUAGUUCAAUAUAGUUGGAAAGAUUUUGGUGUUAUACAAUCAUUACAGAACGAGAAAUGUGACUCAUGAUAAAACUCAUACGAUGUGUUUGUGUGUGUUGUUUGAGCAUAUAUGUGAGUGCGUGUGUAUGUUUUGGUUUUAUUGCAGUUUUAGGGCUAUGAGUGAUUGCUGCAAUCAUCUCGAUGCUUUUUAUGAGCACAAAGCAGAUGCACACAGUGAUCUGAGACAAAUGUGGGUUUUUAUUUUUGGAAGCACACACCAGUGAGAUCGACCUUUCCUCUGUGUCCUGAAAUAAGUGGCUCCUCAAUCAGACAGGUGCUGAACUUUAGAGACACUUGGUUGGAGUAUAACACACGUUUGCACAUGCACAUCUUUUGUUAAUGUCUGUUUUUAAGAAGCAAAGUUCCUCCUCAAUUUUAUUCAGUCAUCUAUUCGCUCAGUCAGAUUAUCCAGCCCCAGUGGGGAAAAAAAUCAUUUCCUGAUGCUUUUCACUGCAGAGCCUGUUUUAAAGGAGUAAUUCAAAAAUUUGGAGGGAAUCAUUCAUUUGUUUUGUUUGUGAGAAAACAGUGCUUCUCAUUUCUCCAGCUGCAGUUUGGCUGAAGUUAGUUCAAAGACUGAAAAUGAAGGGAAACAGUCAGCAGGUUUUCUCCGAACAAAAUCAACCUGCAACUCUCACUAAUCAACUCUUUAUAUAAAGGUUGUAUAAAGGCACAUCUCAAAAGAAUAGGAUAUCAUAAAGAGUUAAUUUUUUCCUGCUAUUUUAAUACAAGAAGUGAAAAUUCCGUUUUUUCUAGUUUCAUCUAGAACUAAGAGGAAUAUUCAAAGACUUUUUUAUUUAAUCUUGAUGAUUACAGCGUACAGUUCAUGGAAAUCUAAAAUCCACUACCUUAAAAUUUUAGAAUAUCACAAAAACAAUGUCCAAAAACAAAAGGAUUUAUAAAAAAGAAAUGUCGACCUUCUGGAGAAUUAUGCUCAUUUAUGCACUCAGUAAUUGGUUGGUGAAACUUUUACACAAAUUGCUGUAUCUAUGCAACGUGGCAUGGAGCCAAUCAGUCUGUGGCACUGCAUUUCUGAUAGCAGCUGUUAGCUCGUCUAUAUUUUUGAGUCUUGGGUCUCUAUCUUCCUCUUCACAUUUGGGGUUCAGUUCAGACCAGUAGUCUGGCUAAUCAAGCACAGUAAUACCAUGGUCAGCAAACCAGUUUCUUGUGGUUUUGGCUUCACUGUGGACAGGUGAAAAGGAAAUCAGUAUCUCCAUAAAGCCUCUUGGCAGAUAGAAGCAUGAAGUGCUCUAAAAUCUGCUGGUAGAGGCUGACAGUGUCGACUCUGGACUAUGGAGAUGACAUGGCACCCCCAAACCAUAACUGACAGUUGAAACUGAAAAUACUGGACUUCACCUUGGGAUUCUGUGCCUCUCGUUGAUUUCCAAAUGAAAUUCAAAAUUUAGUUUAAUCUGAAAACAUGACUUUGGACCAAUUAGCAACGCUCCAGUUCUUUCUUAGGUGAGAAGAUCAGGAAACCUUUCCAAAUUGGCCUCUUCCACAAUAUUAAAAUAUUUUGAGAUAGUGGAUUUUUGUGAGCUGUAAUCAUCAAGAUUAAAAAAUAAAAUCAUGAAAUGUUUCACUUUGUAUGAGAUGAAUCUAGAAUUCAUAAAAGUUUAACUUUUUGAAGUAAAUCUAAGAACAAAAAUGAACUUUUACAUGAUAUAUUCCGAUUUUCAGUACAUCUACUUCCUGAUACCCCAUUUUAAAAAAGUUACAGUGUGUUAACCUCUUAAUGAUCUACAGUGUUAAAGUCUAUUAAAGCUUAAAAAACGCACAGCUAUUUCCACCUGCAUGAAUCCAUCAUAAUUACGCUGGCAACAUUUCAAUGUGUUGACCACGUAUUUGUGCAGUUUAGAUAGUGUGUAGGAGUUUUCCUCGCCAUUUUUGUGUCAUGGUAUUCAAGCAGAUAUCUACAUCUGAUUUUUACUAGAGCUGUAUCAAAGUAUUCAAAACUGGUAUUGUGACAUCCCUACUUUGGAUCUUUUUGUUUAUUCAUUCAAAACAGUGUAAAAAUAUGUUUUGUUUUUACAUUUACGGGUUUUGAAUUUAUAUUAAUUGCUGAGCCUUAGAGGUACUAUGUGUGGGGAUUUGUUAGCAUUGGAAAGAGCUGGGCUGACUUUCUCUGUUUUCAGACUUCAUGCUAAGUUAACACUGCCUUCUGGCUGCAGCUUCCUCUUUAUCAGAAGAUACAAAUGAGCAGCAUCAUAUUAUCUCUUGAAAUUAAAGCUCCUGUGUUGAGUUUUAUGCUGGAUGCAAAACAGACUGAAAUGAAUACUGAUGCCUCUUUAUGACCUACAAAAACCAAUAUUUAAAUCUUAAUGCCUAUAGCUGUUUCCACAGGGUGGACGUCAGGCAAACAAGCUGAAAAAACAUCUUUUUUUUUUUUGUUUUCCACAAUGACAUUUCACAAAGUGAUACAUUUAACCCUUAGAUACAGUAGAAUACUGUAAAACAGGAAGAAGGAAGGGACAAUAUGUACUGCUUUGACCACAGGGAGCUUUCAGUUUAGCCUGUUUCAUACUUCUGCAUCAAAUCUAUGCUGUAAUCUGCUGUGCAGUUUUGAAAACUGGUCAGCUGUGUGAUUUCAAUGCUUGUUAUUUUUCCCAUUUCUUAUUCUCUGCUCAUUUAUAUGGUGACUGAAACUGAGCGUAUUAUAUUGUAGCUAAUGCAUUUAACAAAAUACUGAGGAGCAGUUAAUUCACUGCAAUGAUUGCAAAGAGGAGACAUCGGAGGACAUAAAUCUACAGCUGCUGAAUCAGCACUGUGCUCAUUUGGCCGCUGAGAAUCAUGGAUGUUUUCAGAAGUCUGCAAGUAAAUAUGAUUACUUGAUCCUCAUCUGCAGCCGUUUAUCUCUAAAGAAUACACACAACAUGCCUGUAGACUGAGGCUCAGUCCCAUUUUUUAGUUUUACCCCAUCCCCUCAUUUUCCAGUGCCCCCUUGCCCUUUAAAACAGGGUAGCAGUGAAAUCUUCACCUUUGAAAUUGGAUGACUCCACCAAACAUUUCUACUGUUAAUUAAUUCUUUGUCAAAAAAUCAAAAGGACUACAAAACAUUGAAAACACAUUAGAUUACAAUAACAGAUUUGUGUUCUAGUGUUCAAUCUACCUGGUGAUUUGCAAUGCUCCAGGAGAUUUCCAUAACAUAUGGUAUGGCAUAUGCCUCUGGAAAUCUUAUUUAAAAGGGCACGUAGCCCUAGCUCCUCUCCCUAACCCUCCAUUCCAACAAGAAUUGGGACAUCUUACCCCUAGGUGUGAAUGCGCUAAACAUAGGGACAAGGGGUGUAUUGGGAUUGAGCCAAACUGGGAGACUAGCAGUCACCUGCUGUUGGCCAGCGGACCAGUCACAGGGCUUGCAGGUUACAUUUUUAAGGAGGUCUACGUCAGACCCCCCCCCCCCUUUUUUUAAGAUUUUUUUGGGCAUUUUUGUGCCUCUAUUUUGAUAGAGGAGGACAGUGGAUAGGGUUGGAAACAGGAAUGAGAGCGGGGGAGAGACGUGAUAAAGGGCCUCGGGCCGGAUUCAAACCCAGGCCAUCCGGGUACAUGUGGCGCCUUAAACCACUAGGCCACCUGCGCCCCACAUCAGACUACAUUUGCAGGCCUCUGCGCAGGUUCAGGGCUUCUUGAACCUUGGAUGUAGAUUUGAUGCAGAAGUACAGAUGAGGACAAAAUUAUUAACCCCCCCCAUAAAAAAUUCAUAUUUUCAAAGUAUUUCCCAAGUACUGUUAAACAGAGCAAAGAGAAAAGAACUUUAACACAGCUUUUCCAAACAUACUAGUUUUAUUAUGGAUGCUUACAUUAUUUUACUUUGCAUAUAGAAACAAAAUUAUUUCACAAAAACUACCAGGGUCAAAAUUAUUAGCCCUCUCUGAUGCUGAUAGUCAAUUUUGUCUCCUUUUUUGCUGCUAGUUUUCAACAUGUCUCUGGAGGAAUCCCAGCCCAUUCUUCUUUGGCAAAUCUCUUAAUCUCCUCCAGACUUGAUGGUCUUUUGGCAUGGACCUUCGUCUUCAUUUCACCCCAUAGAUUUUCAAUGGGAUUAAGUCAGGACUUUGUGCAGGCCAAUCAAUACAGUUCACUUUGUUCUUCUGGAGGUAGUUCUUCUCCAGGAAACGUAUGUUUUGGGCCGUUGUCACGUUGGAAGACAAAGCAACAACCAAGACCUAGUUCUGACCUGUUGAGGUUUUCUUUCAAAAUCAUCACAUAUCCUUCUUUCUUCAUGGUUCCUUCCACCUUUACGAGAUUCCCAGUUCCAGACACACUGAAGCAUCCCCACAGCUUAAUGCUCCUAUCGCUGUGUUUCACUGUUGAGACAGUGUUCUUUGGGUGAUCUGCCUCAUAGCAACAUACAUAAGCAACCUCUCCUUGGCCAAAGAGCUCUACUUUGGUCUCAUCUAACCAAAGGACAUGCUUCCAGUAUGCAGAAUCUUUCUCCAGGUUGUCCUUAGCAGCCUGAAGGUGUCUCUUUGUCUGCAACCUCUCUAGUGGGCUCUAGUGAUGGUCUUCUUUGAGACUACUAUUCCUGACUUGGUAAAAAUCAUUCACUAGAGUCUUGGCAGUUGUUCUGGGGUCUUUAGACACAUCUCUUAAUAGUUUUCUUUCCAGAGUCGUUAAAAUCUUUCUCUUCCUACCUCUGCCAGUCUUGUAAAAUACUAGGAUGUUUUAAAAAGCUGUGUAAAAAAGUCAUUGCUCCAUUUAACAGCACUUAGGAAAUACUUUGAAGCAGUUUUCACAGUUGGGGCUAAUAAUUUUAUCGUCAUCUGUAUCAAUCAGGCUUUAGGAACUUGGCACUGCUGUCAUUAGCAUAACGUGGAUUUUAUACUUUAAUGACAAUCAUAAAUUCGUUUUUGAUGAUACUGUAAAAGGCACUUUCAAGAUUCAUAUGGUUAAUUUAUUAUUUGUUAGUAUAGAGCAUGUAGUUUCAGACUGGUUAUUUAAACUAGAACCAGUCCAGUUUUAUACUGUAAAUCCUGUCCAGAGCUGCUUUGUGCAGAUCAAAUCAAAUUAUCUUCUUUCACUGAUGAUACUGCCAUUUAUUUUUACAUUUUUAGCUUGUUUUUUUUUCUUCUUUCUCCUGCCAAUCAAUCCUGCCCACCCCUGCAUCUUUCUGCAUUGUUUUGUCCCUCUUUGCAUAUCAAAUGUCAGCUGUAUGAGGAGGAUCGCCUCACUUGUGGAUGUAUUCUCUCGGAGUUUGUCUUAACUGCCAGGGUUUCUUAACUAGAGCUCAAACUGCAAAAGGUCAUCAGCUUUGUGAUUGAAAUCAUGACUCUUGUGGCGUGUGUGGGCCAAAGGACUGCAAGUGAAGUCGGCAAAAAGAGCAUCAUUGUGUGUUCACUAAGACUGUAUGGAGGAAACAUCCUGUGUCUGCCCGGUUGGUGUGUUUCUCUGUUCUUCCAGGUGAAGAUGUUUUUUAGCACAGAAAAAUAAGAUUUGAGCUAACGGAUGUGGCUAAAAGGGAAAACUAAGGUGAAGACAAUGACUGGAUCACAAUCACAACUUUAUGUCUGUAUGUGUGACGAGUGCGUGUUUGAGUUCUUUUGAAAAUGAUUUUUUUUUUUAUUCAUUGGACAUGAACCUGCCAGAGAGAUUACUAUCAGUGGGAGAAAAAAAAGAUUAAAAGAUAAAAAAAAAAGAAAUAAAAAAGCCUUGUUACAAUGUGGGAGAAAACUGCCAACAAGUACUGCUGAUCGGGGCUUUAUUCAGUGCUGGUGUGUUGUUGUGCUUGUACAUAUAUGUCUUUUCAAUCAUCCCUUUUUUCCUUUUGGGGGUGGGGUACCAAGGCUCGGGGUGGGUCUUAUCCAUGAGAAAGAGAGGAGGUAAAAGAAUAGAGUAUUUUGUUAUUGUCCAAUCAGAGGGUGACAGUAUGUAUAUAUCUAUAUUGUAUAUAUGUGAUGAAAAUGCGUUGGCUUUUUGUGUGACACUACCUUUUACCUGUACUAUGGUUCUACAUUCAGUGUUUCAGUGUUGAUAAUAUAUAUUUGGUUUGUUUUUUUGAUUUUGUCUUUGUCAUUUCUUGUAUUUUUUUCUCUAUUUGUCCUUUUUUGUUCUGUUUUGUUUUGUUUAUUGCACGGUUUAUUACUUUUUGUUGUCCAAUGAGGUGACACAGCUACUCUUUGUAUUCGUUUAGUGCUGUAAAAUAACAAGUGUUAUUAGAAUUGUCGAUACCACCGCCCACCCCACCCCCCCGUCCCCAAUAUGCAUGAA